Acaromyces ingoldii is the source of this 3260-nucleotide messenger RNA. RefSeq lists its product as hypothetical. The transcript has 7 exons. NCBI's taxonomy places the organism in Eukaryota, Fungi, Basidiomycota, Exobasidiomycetes, Exobasidiales, Cryptobasidiaceae. Gene Ontology annotation, biological process: nuclear-transcribed mRNA catabolic process, nonsense-mediated decay; mRNA export from nucleus. The coding region runs from base 176 to 3139 and encodes 987 amino acids. The record is from RefSeq and is a predicted model, not a curated record. Gene Ontology annotation, molecular function: mRNA binding; RNA cap binding. Gene Ontology annotation, cellular component: nuclear cap binding complex; nucleus.
CGGGGGUGCGGGUGGACAUCGGCAUCGAGGAGGCCGCCGCUCGGGAGGCUGGCAAGGUCAUCGCAGCGGGGGUGGUGGUGGUGGAGGAGGAGGUGGCGGUGGAGUGCCUGGCGACAGAGGUAAUUAUGGGUAUCAGGGCGGUGGCUCGCGACAACAAGACUCGACAGAGUACUACAUGCGGGCGAUGCGCGAUGCGCUCUUCCGGAUGGGCGAUGGUGAUCCCCACGCAUACGACGAUUUCCACCCUCCUUCGGAGCUCCUGAGGCUGAGCCAUGUUGUAGACACCAAUGCGAGCUACGGCGAACGUUUCGUCGAAGGUCUUUGCCAGGCAUUUAGAGUCAUGACCACUGAGCAGCCUCACAAGCACCCACUCAUUGCUGCUCUUAUCGGCUUUCUUGUUCUCUCUCCCCAAAAGAGAGAUGAGCGGGAUCACGCGCCCGAGGCUGACGGUGAAGCUGCCAAAGAGCAGACCGGCGCAGAGGGCGAUGACUUCAACAUUGGCACAACCCUCGUCAGGGAUCUUAUCGUCUCCUUUCGCUCGGACCUCGACGCACGUCUCUGGAGGAAGGUCCGAUUGACUCUCAACCUCUUUGCUAGCCUCAUCCCUCUGAGCAUCGUCACUUCCUCGUCUCUGCGUUCUGUUCUGGCCUCCUUCGCGGCUGUGCUCGAUGAGCCUGGCGUUACGGCUGCUAGGGGUGACCGUGCGGCCAUGUGCAUCAUUGAGACCAUGUGCCGAGCCGGCCAAGACCUCGCGAUCGUCGGACCAUCGGCUGAUGCAUCGACCGAAUCAGCGUGGGGAACACUCGACGACGUGGCUCUGCAGGACCUCGACCAGCUCGUGAGCCGAGUGGAAAAGUACUGCCACGAAUACCGCAACGUGGAGAAGGAGCUUGUGAGGCCGUUUUCGUCUCGUCGAAAGGACGCGGCUGCAAACGGGCAGGAUGAAGAGAGUGACGAUGAGGAUCUCUUUAGCGAAGAGUCCUUUGAGACGGCCGUGGCGGCCCUGUCGAAACUCAAAGCCCAGGGGUACAGAAAACCUGCUUGCCUGCCAUCGGCGCUCGAUCUAUUGCCUGCUCCAAUCAUUGAGAUCAGCAAGAGGACACCGAUCGAAAAAGUUAUCAAUCUGCCCGACAUCCUCGUCCCGCCCGAUGAUGACGACGAAUUCGGCCUGUCGAUGUAUCCUAGCAGCGGACCUGUGGCUCAGCAGAGCGGGGGCGGCAAGCGAAGAGGCAAGAAGAGGGCCAACAACAACGAAGAGGAGAAAUAUCGGGCAGGUGCAGGCAUCGAAAGGAUUCCAUGCUUUGGCAGAUGGUUCAAGGGGACCGUUCCCGACGCCGACUCGCCAGCAAAUGUGGUGCUUCGGUCGAUUGUCAAUGACAUCAUUGACCUGUACGAGGUCAAUCGAAAGGAGUGUGCUCGGAUCCUCUUCGAUUCGGCUCGAUGGCUGCGCAAGGGGACAUUCACGGGAAAAAGCACUCCACCCGAGAAGGGCAUCUUUGGGCAUGCAGAUGAUCUGUGGCAGACGGGCGAGGAUGGCGAGGUGCAAGGCGGCUGGGUAUUGGACGACUUCAUCGUUGAGAGCAUCCUAUCUUCGGCCCUCGCGAUGCCGCUCCCAUCGCAGAGACCCCUGUACUACACUUCCCUUCUUCGCGAGGUCGUCGCUCUAAGUCCACAGAGUGUGGCGCCGGCCAUGGGAAAAUCUGUCCGCCGCAUCUAUCACGCCAUGAAGACCGGCCGACCCGAAGGCGAGGUCAUUCACCGGUUCGCCGAUUGGUUCAGCAUUCAUCUGAGCAACUUCAACUUCAGCUGGGCAUGGAAGGAGUGGAUUCCAGACAUGACGCUGACCAACGCCCACGCGCAAAUGGCUUUUGCUCGUCGCAUCGUCGAACUUGAGCUGCGGCUCUCUUACUUCCAACGGAUCAAGGACACCCUGCCUGCGGAGAUGCAGCAGCGCCUGCUGCCUCCUGAAGAGCCGGCGCCCAAUUUCACCUACGCCAAUGCAGAGCAUCCUUUCAACGAGCGAGCCAUGGCCUUGAUCCAGUCUUUCCGCGCUCGGGCGACGGCUGAGGUGAUCCUGGCCGAGAUGGAAUCUUUCAAGCGCGACAUCACUCCCUCGCAAGCGUUCCUGCCCUCGGACGACACUGACAAAGUUAAGGUCCGAGACGAGCAAGAGGCCGACUUGGUCAUUCGCGACAUUGUGAUUCAGGCCAUCCUCAACAUCGGAAGCCGAAGCUUUUCGCACUUUCUCAACGUCGUCGAACGAUACCACGCCCUGCUCCGACAGCUCUCAUCGACGCCGGAUCUUCGUCUGGCAAUUCUGGCGAGCACGGCGCGCUUCUGGGCGCACUCGAACCAGUGGAUCACCAUCGUGUUUGACAAGCUGCUCCAGUAUCGCAUCGUUGAGCCGGCCGACGUCGUCGCGUUCGUGUUUGAGACACCAAGACCGCUUCCGGCGGUGGUCUUGCAGGAAGAGCAACCGCAAGACGAGGCCCGCUUCGGCGGGUAUCAACGAGACUGGUCGUCAAUGCAGUGGUACGACGUGAUCAAGCUCACCGUCGAGAAGGUCAACGGGCGCGUGGACCAGGUGCGGAAGAGGUUUGAGCGUCUUGAGCGGGAGGAGGCCGAAGAGGCUGAGCGGAAAGAGGCGGCCAAAGCUGCCGCCACUUCUGGAGUGGACGGCGAGGAAGAUUCAAAGAUGUCCGAAGCGAGCAAGCAGGAGAUCUCAGAAGCUGUUCCUGCGCCGCCAAAACCAUUCUUGGCGCCUGAGGAGAGUGUCAACCCCACGCCUGCACAGCCGCAGAAGAAGCGCGAGGGCACAGCGCAGGAAGCCAAGACGGCUCUCGAGGCUAUCCAAGCCGAGCAGCGCAAGGUGCUGGUGAAUGCCACGAUGGGCUUUGUCAAGCUCCUCAAGGGCAAGGAUCUGCGCCAGCUUGAGCAGGUCAAUGCGGACCAAGAGAAUGACGAAGCCACUUGGCAGGCGUGGUGGAUUCGUGCCUGGUACCGCGACUACCUCCGCGCGUUCAACAAGCAUCUCGUCGCGACGCACGAGACCAUUGCCGCGUCUGUCUUUGCCGAUGUAAGCGAGACAGACAGCGUCCGCGACGUGUUUGAGCGGGCAUGCCAAAUGGCCAGCGAGUAGACCAGCCCCUUGCUCUCUGCUGCUCCAUUAAAAAGAAAUGCUUGCAUUAUGUCUCCUUUUCCCCUCUCUCUCGCUCUCUACCCACACAAUGGGGUAAUUACUUUUACAGUUCAUGAAGUCU